This is a messenger RNA of Paraglomus brasilianum, 1683 nucleotides long. The record is from the annotation of a GenBank genome assembly. NCBI's taxonomy places the organism in Eukaryota, Fungi, Glomeromycota, Glomeromycetes, Paraglomerales, Paraglomeraceae.
AUGUCAUCAUUCACGACCAAAACCCCAUUAAGAGGAUCGAAAAAACUUCUCCGUCCUUUAUCUUACCGUUACAUCAAUUACACCGAGAUGUUCCCGCCAAAUAUUAAACAAUUGAUAUCAGAUACUUUCAAUGAUGUUAUUGAUCCCUCUAGUUCCAGUGAUGUCAUUGUUUCUUCUAGUUCCAGUGACGUUAUUGUUCCCUCUGUCAUUCCUCCAAUAAAACGAGAUCCCAUAUCCGAAAUAGUCCAGAACGAACAGCGCGAUGUGAGGAUCGAAGUCGGAGAAGGUGAAAAUGCAAGGACUUUUAUGGUGCACUCAAUGGUGUUGAUGCACAAGGCCGAGUAUUUUGAAAAAGCUUUCAGUAAUCCAUGGGUAAGGAUUGAAGAUGGGGUUAAGGUGUUCAAAAAGGGAUUUAUUCCUCCUGCCGCGUUUGAGGUUAUUAUUGAAUACUUUUACAGGAACAAGAUUUCUCCAAACAACCUCUCGUCUGAAGCUACCUUGACCCUUCUUCUAUCAGCUGACGAGAUGUGUCUACCAAUCUUGCAUGAAAUUCAAGUCUGUCUCAUCAAGCUUCAUAGUGACUAUUUGCAUUCGCGAUUCGCAUACAUAUAUUCAUUCUCUCGAGAUCGAGAAGAAUUUGCCUUAAUCCAGGAAUAUUGUCAUCGAACGAUCAAAGUAACGCCAGAAGUCGUGUUUACGAGUAGUGAUUUCAUGGAUGCCGAGGAAGACGCCAUUAUCGAAGCGUUGAACACUCGGAAUUAUGUUCUUGAUGAAGGAAAGGUUUGGGACAUGGUUCUAGAUUGGGGUAUUAACCAAAUGUUAGCAACCAUGGAAGAUGAAGACAACGAAGAAGAGGGGGGUGAUGAUAUUAAUACAGAACACACUACUUCUAAUACUGCCGAUACGUUCUCACCCCGAUACCAAAUACGGCACUGGACAUUGCGUCAUUUUUCUGCACUAUCCUCGAUACUCUCUCGCAUUCUUCCCCACUUCCGUUACGGUGAAUUUUCUAAAAAGGAAUUCAUGUCCAAAGUAUAUCCUUUCAAACAAAUAUUCCCUUAUUCCAUGAUUCAAGACAUUCUAGGGAACUAUAAAUAUCCUCAGUAUAUUCCGCGGAUGCCGAGCGCGCGUCCACGAUUUCUUUUGAGCGAUAUGCACUUGUCGUGGUUGAGCCACACUAUUUCCGGUGAGAUGGGACUAGAUCAAGCACAGUUGGAUUCGUAUAGGACAUAUCCCAGACAAGCAAGGCAUCAUUUCCGAUUACUACUUCGUGGUACAAGGGACGGAUUCUCUUCAAUGACGUUUCAUUAUCGAUGUGACGAACGAGGGCCAACUGUUACAUUAAUAAAACCGUAUGGUACAAACGACAUCAUUGGUGGAUAUGUUUCAGUUUCUUGGUUAUCCGACUGUAAAUAUCAUGCGGCCGAUUCCUCUUUCUUGUUUAGCAUAAAAAACGAAAGGCUGAUACUCUCAAGAAAUAAACAGCGUGAAAGGGUAAUGUGGGCAAGUUUGACUUGUGGUCCGUCGUUUGGCGACGAAGAGUUGCUUUUAUGGCGCGAUAAGUCUACACAGGCAUUUGCAAAGUGUAGUAAUAAGAAUACGGUGUUUGAAAAGAGUAUUGGGAUACAGGGUGUCUUUGCAGUCGAGGAGUAUGAAGUUUUGAGUCUUUCCAAAGUGUGGUAA